This is a messenger RNA of Colossoma macropomum (tambaqui), 3002 nucleotides long. It is a transcript of the gene clcn2a, whose product is annotated as chloride channel, voltage-sensitive 2a. Bases 1 to 2877 code for a protein of 958 amino acids. The record is from RefSeq and is a predicted model, not a curated record. The transcript has 23 exons. Gene Ontology annotation, cellular component: membrane. NCBI's taxonomy places the organism in Eukaryota, Metazoa, Chordata, Actinopteri, Characiformes, Serrasalmidae. Gene Ontology annotation, biological process: transmembrane transport; chloride transport. Gene Ontology annotation, molecular function: voltage-gated chloride channel activity.
AUGUAUGGCCGCUACACCCAGGAGCUGGGCGCCUACGCCAAGGAGGAAGCGGCACGCCUGCGCGAGGACGGGGCCCUGCGGCGGUCCGCCGGUGUCCGCAGCCAGACGCCAGAACAGCUGGAGUAUGAGAAGGAUCCGUGCGCCAAGUGCCAGCUGUGUACGUCUCGCUGUCAGAGAUUCUUGAUUUCCCGGGUUGGUGAAGACUGGAUCUUCCUCAUCCUCCUGGGGCUCGUCAUGGCUCUGGUCAGCUGGGUCAUGGACUACACCAUCGCCUUCUGCCAGCAAGCACAGAAGUGGAUGUAUGGAGGCCUGGACAGUAACAUGCUGCUGCAGUAUCUGGCCUGGGUCACUUACCCUGUGGUCCUCAUCACCUUCUCCGCAGGGUUCACACAGAUACUCGCACCGCAGGCUGUGGGUUCUGGGAUUCCAGAAAUGAAGACCAUCCUGCGAGGAGUGGUGCUGAAAGAGUACCUGACCUUCAAGACAUUUGUGGCCAAAGUCAUUGGCCUGACGUGCGCUCUGGGCAGCGGCAUGCCUCUGGGCAAAGAGGGGCCGUUCGUCCAUGUUGCCAGUCUGUGUGCUGCUCUGCUGAGUAAAUUCAUGGCCCUGUUUGGAGGAAUCUACAUGAAUGAACUGAGGAAUACGGAGAUGCUCUCUGCGGCGUGUGCGGUUGGAGUUGGCUGCUGCUUUGCUGCCCCUAUUGGAGGUGUGCUGUUCAGCAUUGAAGUGACGUCCACCUUCUUCGCUGUGAGGAAUUACUGGAGGGGUUUCUUCGCUGCCACGUUCAGUGCCUUCAUCUUCAGGGUGCUGGCAGUGUGGAACAAAGACGAGGAGACCAUCACCGCUCUCUUUAAAACGCGCUUUCGUCUGGACUUCCCGUUUGACCUGCAGGAGCUGCCGGCGUUCGCAGUGCUCGGCAUCGCCAGCGGAUUCGGAGGGGCUCUGUUUGUCUACCUGAACAGGCUGAUCGUGGAGUCUAUGAGGAAGCAGAAGACCAUCAAUAAGUUUCUGCUGAAGAAGAGGCUGGUGUACCCUGCUCUGGUCACUCUCCUGGUGUCCACCCUCACUUUCCCCCCAGGAUUUGGGCAGUUUAUGGCUGGCCAGCUGACUCAACACGAGUCAUUAGUGGCACUGUUUGAUAACCGAACGUGGUACAAGCAAGGCGUGGCGGAGGAGUUUGAGUACGCCAGCCACCCUCAGGCCUGGAAGCACCCGCAGGUCAGCGUCUUCAUCACCCUCCUCCUCUUCAUCGUCAUGAAGUUCUGGAUGUCAGCUGUGGCCACGACCAUGCCAGUGCCGUGUGGAGCCUUUAUGCCCGUCUUCCUCAUUGGUGCUGCAUUCGGCCGAUUGGUCGGUGAAAGCAUGGCGGCUGUCUUCCCUGAAGGCAUUCACACCGACAGCACCGUAUAUCCCAUAGUUCCCGGUGGCUAUGCUGUCGUAGGGGCUGCGGCACUCUCCGGAGCGGUCACUCACACAGUGUCCACCGCCGUCAUCGUGUUUGAGCUGACCGGGCAGAUUUCACACAUCCUGCCUGUGAUGAUUGCCGUUAUUCUGGCCAACGCCGUGGCCCAGAGCCUGCAGCCCUCGCUCUACGACUCCAUCAUCAGAAUACAGAAGCUUCCGUAUCUGCCCGAACUGGGCUGGGGGCAGGAGAAGUAUAAUAUCCGUGUGGAGGACAUCAUGGUGAGAGAUGUGCGCUUCAUCACGCUGUCCUCCACUUAUCGAGACCUGCAGGAGGCUCUGCUGGCCGGGCACCUCAAAACUCUGGCCCUGGUGGAGUCUAGAGAGUCCAUGAUCCUGCUGGGCUCCAUCGAACGUUCCCAGCUGCAGUCCUUGCUCUCAGAGCAGCUGGGCCGGGCCCGCAGGCUGGAAUACCUGCGAGAACGUGCUCAGGACAACGGCACCCACGUCCCGUCCUUCUCCCAGGAUUCCUCGCCCAAGGCCAGCCGCGGCGUCCGCUUCCUGAUUUCCACUGAGGAGUCCUCCUACAGCCCGACUCUGACCAACUCUCAGAUUCCCCUCAAAUCUGCUCUCAAGACAGUGUCUUCAAUCAGCAACACGGAGACCCUGAACAGCUCUCCGAGUGUGUCCUGUGGGGAACCAGCGAAGGAGCAGGAGGAGAGCAACGCUGGCUCCGUGGCUCCUAAGAGGAGCAGGAGGCCCAAGCGUGUGAGGAUAACUAUGGCGGAUGGUCCUGAUGUUGAAGAUGACAUGUCGACAGCAGAGAUAGCCGAGUGGGAGGAGCAACAGCUGGAUGAAUCUGUCAAUUUCAACAACUGUAAGAUAGACCCCGCCCCCUUCCAGCUUGUGGAGCGCACAUCUUUACACAAAACACACACUAUUUUCUCCCUGCUCGGUCUGGAUCAUGCCUACGUGACGAGUACCGGGAGGCUUGUCGGAGUGGUCUCUUUGAAAGAGCUGCGGAAGGCCAUCGAAGGCUCUGUGACAGUAACGGGAGUGAAGGUCCGCCCUCCGCUGGCCAGUUUCCGUGACAGCGGCACCAGCAGCAGCGUUUCCGAGGUUACCGAGCUCCACAAGCUCUGGAGUCGUCACAAGAGCCUGUCGUUGCCGCGGGAACCAAACCUCCCGGACCUGGGGGACCAGUUGGAGCAGCCGUCCGAGGGCAGCCUGGUGAACGAGACGGACUGCACUGAGCUGUCCAGUCAGAACAGCCCAUUACACACGGAGGACCAAUCAGAGAUCACCUACGCUGAUGCCACGCCCUCAGAGGAGCACCAGUCAGAGCUGCCCUGCGACAGUGACUCCACCCACCACCUUGAGGACUUCUCAGAAACGGCCAGCGAAGAUGGCUUGGUCCAAAACGACGAACUUGCUUGUGAGGGUAGUCCCUCAAUCGCUGGUGACCAGCCAGAAUGACGGCUGGCUUUUUAUUGGUAAUGCACACUCCAUAUAUUCUGAUAAGCAGCUUUUUGUGAAUUCAGGGUGAAGAGGCCAUGUGGAAGGAGCUUAUCGUCUCUGUCAUAACAAAACCUUGCAUCUCC